Alligator mississippiensis (American alligator) is the source of this 3134-nucleotide messenger RNA. It is a transcript of the gene GPR135, whose product is annotated as G protein-coupled receptor 135. The transcript is spliced from 2 exons. Gene Ontology annotation, cellular component: membrane. Gene Ontology annotation, biological process: G protein-coupled receptor signaling pathway. Gene Ontology annotation, molecular function: G protein-coupled receptor activity. Lineage: Eukaryota; Metazoa; Chordata; Crocodylia; Alligatoridae. The record is from RefSeq and is a predicted model, not a curated record. Bases 66 to 1172 code for a protein of 368 amino acids.
GGCGACGUCAGCUGCGCGCGCCCCCCAGCCGAGGCGGACGCGGCGCGGCGCGGAGCUCCCGGCGCAUGGAGCCGCCGCCGGGCAACGCGUCGCGGGCAGCGGCCGCCAACGACAGCAGCGCCGCGGCGGGGCCGGGCCCGGGGGCGGGGACGGGCGCGGGGGCGGCGCUGCUGGCGCUGUCGGCGCUGGGCAACGGCGCGGUGGUGCUGGCCAUCGCGCGGCACCCGCAGCUGCGCACCGUGCCCAACGCCUGCGUGCUGUCGCUGUCGCUGUCGGCGCUGCUGGGCGCGCUGCUGGCCGGGCCGCUGGCGCUGGUGCCGCGGCCGCGCUGCGGGCUGUGCGCGGCGGGCGCGGCGCUGCACGCGGGGCUGGGCGGCGCCGCCGCGCUCACCACGGCGCUGCUGGCCUUCGAGCGCUACCGCGCGCUGGCCCGCCCGCCCCGCCGCCCCCUCGGCCGCCGCCGCGCCGCGCAGCUGCUGGCCGCCGCCUGGCUCCUGGCCCUGGCCCUGGCCGCGCCCGGCUACGCGCUGGCCGCGCUCGGCCACGGCCCCGGGCCCGGCCCACGCUGCCUGCUGCUGCCGCCCUCCUGGCGCCUGUACCGCGCUGCGCUCAUCGUGCCCUGCUACCUGCUGCCCUUCGCCCUCAUGUGCUUCUGCCACUACGGCAUCCGCCGCGCCGUGCGCCUGGCGGCCGCCCGCACCCAGCCCCUGCCCUCGCCCUUUCCCCGGCCCUCGCCCGAGACCCGCACGGCCACCACGGUGCUGCUGGUCAUCGUGGCCGCCAUCGGCUGCUGGGCGCCCUACUGCGUGCUGGGGCUGGCGGGCGCCACCGGGCGCCCGCCCCGCUCGCCCGCCUGGGACGCCGCGGCCGGCUGGCUGGCCUGGGCCAACGGGGCCAUCAACCCACUCAUCUAUGCUGCCCGCAACCCCCAGCUGGCCCUGCUGCUGGGCCGCCGGCGCCGCCAGGGUGGCGGGGGGUACCGCGGCGGUCGCCACGCCGCUGCCUACUUGGCGGGAAGGGGCGGCAGGCCUCCCGCGGCCGCGGCGCCGGGCCAGGCGGCCACGUGGGCCUGCAAGAACCCGGCCCUGCUGUUCUGCCGCGACGGGCGGCUCGACACCCCGUCCGACACCGCCCCGCCGGCCAAAGCGGGCGCCGCGGACACCAGUCUCUGAAGCCGGCAGCGACCGAGCGGGAGAGACCUGCCUGGCGUCGUCCGGCUCGGGACGCCUGAAGUAGACCGGCCGAGGAUGUCUGUGCGCGUCUGGCCAGGGGCACUUGGAUUAGUCUGGCCCAGGAUUAGCCGGUCUGGGAUGUCUGGACUAGUUUGGCCGGGGCGGCCCGAAUUUGACUGGCCUGGGGACACCUGGAUUAGGCUGCCCGGGGCUGCCUGGAUAAAUCCAAGACGUUGCCUGAGACCUUGUGAACGAGACUGGACAAAACACACGGGAGAUGGAAAACGCCUCGAGGGACAGCUGCGUGAUUUCAGCAAAGGGGCCCACAUGCCAGGCCAGGGAGCUCUGGAGAAAAGGUGGCAGCCAUCGCUUUGUGCGGCUCAUCCCCAAAGGGCAAAAAGUGCCGGGAGGAGGGUGAAGUGUGCCCCAAGCUGGCUGCCUGCCAGUGACUCGCUGCUAAGUAAGUGCCAAAACGCCAAAAUACUGACUACUGACACAUCCCACUGUGAAACUGCAUCCUGGCAGGAGACGUUGCUUUUCCCUGUUAGGUGCGGACAGCCUCAAAGCUCUGGACUGUGGUGACACGCAACAGCGUGAGGAGGAUCAUCGUUAAAUCACAAAUGAUGUAAAGCAAAUGGAGGUACCUGCAGACUUAAAAAAACACAAGGGCCACGUUGUUGAGGGGGAAGUGGGAAGGUGGGAAUGAAGUGCGAAUGCCGUGGGAAGCUGAGGACAGCUGUGUUGGGGUGUGCGAGAAUUUGGUCAGUCGAAGUACAGGCAGUCCUCGGAUUUACGACACAAUUGGUUCCUGAAAACUGUCUUAAGUUGAAAUGUUGUAACUCAGAACCAUUUUCCCAUGGGAAACAAUGUUAUAAAUGGGGGAUUGGUUCCUGAAACAAGGCCCGAUACCCUAUUUUCACCAAAAAUAAUCCAGAAUUUUGUACUCAAUCAAUUAUAGAUGAGUAAUAUAGCUACAUAAUGUAUUUGUAUUGUAAAUAGCAAUCAUAUUGAUUUGGAAGGAUCCUUUGAGGUGACUUGGCUGGACUUUUUGAAGGGCUCUUGGCUGGAGUCUUCUCAGGAGUCCUGGCUGCAGGUUUUCCUGGAGUCUUGUCUGCUUUCUUAAGGAAAGUGUCCAAGGAAGUUUGGACAGAUGUUCUCCAGGGAGAUGAGCGACGCAGCAAACUUGUUUCAGAUCAAGCGUCAUAAAGUCGAAACUGAUGUCAGAAAGUUGAAACGGUGUCAAUUUAUAAAAGUUGUAAGUGCUGUUUGUUGGAACUCAAAAUGUAAGUCGAGGACUGCCUGUAUUACAAAUGUAGGAACGGGGUCAGGCAUCGGAUGUGACAAAGCUCAGGACAAGGCAAGGUACAGGUUUGGAAGAGAUGUGACAUCCAGCGCGUGUGCGUGGUACAAGCUCCCUGCUCGAGAUGGACAAAAGCUGCUAAUAUUUCAUGCUGUUGAAGCAUAUUUCUGUAAGGCACUGGGGAAAGGCAUGUAUUGUGUCAAAGGGAAGAGAGAGAGCGAGCGCAAUCAUGGACCUCGUGUGUAUUUCAGGGUGUAAAAAAGUGGCUGGAAUGGCAGGCAUUGCUGUGCUAAUUGUAACACUCAGCAGACCCAUUAGCAUUUGAAACCUGGUUCUGAUUGCCAGGAUCAGUACUACUGAGAAACAAAACAGCUUCAGUGAAACGCACAUCCAGUUCUCUCUGGAUUUAUACUUUUGUCCACAGGCUCAGGAUCUCAAAGCCUUAAAUUAAUACUUUUAUUUGGAAAUAAACUAGAAUUUUGACCGCCUUUGCCCUUCACCAGAUUUAAAUCUGAAAGGGUAGCCAGUAGGUUUCCUUGUACCAUAUUUCACAAUAUCAUGGUAUCAUUGUUUUAUCAGCUUUUUCAACUGUUUGUGACUCAAGCGAAUGUAGAUCAUUAUUUUGUGAGACAAGAGAAAUAAAUGGUCUUUUAUGCAAGAGA